Molecule: messenger RNA, 2341 nt
Organism: Helianthus annuus (common sunflower)
Lineage: Eukaryota; Viridiplantae; Streptophyta; Magnoliopsida; Asterales; Asteraceae
Product: protein MICRORCHIDIA 6
Exons: 21
Coding region: 181-2187 (668 amino acids)
Cellular component (GO): nucleus
Molecular function (GO): ATP hydrolysis activity
Source: RefSeq, a predicted model, not a curated record
UUAUAUUCUCAAAUCCCAAUAUUGCAUGCCGGUUUACACACAGAGACUCACAAUUCUCUAUGAACUCGAAACCCUUUUCUCCAAUUCCCCCUUUUGAUUUUGAUGGUGCUUCGAUCAAUUAACACAGAGACAUACUGGUACCUAAUCUAUAUGCAUUUUGCAGUGAAUAGAAUAAGCUAGAUGGACAUUGGUCAGUUUUUUAAUGAUUAUGAACAUGUUGAAGCGGAUACAACCGCCGUUAAGUUGGAAACAAAUCAAGCCGGGGCCGCAUCCCAACAAAAACAAAACCAUAACGAAGAAAAUAGGAGCUCUACCGACACUAGUGUGCUCGAUCAAGGACAGUCACCAGUAGACGAUGCAAAUCUUUGCUCCACAUCACCAAUUUGCGCUGCUCCACUUUGUAGACAAUUUUGGAAAGCUGGGGCUUACAAUGAUGAGCUUACUCCUAAGUCCACAAUUAAAUCGGGUUCUAGUUAUCUGCAUAUACACCCGAAGUUCCUUCAUUCGAAUGCUACUUCUCAUAAAUGGGCAUUUGGUGCCAUAGCAGAGCUUAUUGACAAUGCUGUGGAUGAGAUACAAAAUGAUGCCAGAUAUGUAAUUAUAGAUAAAACAAUUAAUCCUAGAAAUGGAUGUCCGGCUUUGCUAAUCCAAGAUGAUGGGAGGGGGAUGGACCCGGAAGCAAUGCGUCAUUGUUUGAGUUUUGGGUUUUCAGAUAAGAAGUCGAAGUUUGCGAUUGGGAAGUAUGGAAAUGGUUUUAAGACCAGCACAAUGAGACUUGGAGCAGAUGUGAUCGUUUUCAGCCGUUACUUAACCGACAGGUCAUUAACCCAAAGUAUUGGUCUUUUAUCAUAUACAUUUUUAACCCAAGAAGGCUAUGACAGGAUAGUAGUCCCGAUGGUUCACUACGAGUUAAAUUUUGCGACUGGAACCUUUGAUCCUCUACAUGCUCAAAGUAACGAAAACCUAUCUGUCAUUUUGAAAUGGUCUCCAUAUUCAACAGAGGAGGAGCUACUGAAGCAAUUUGAUGAUGUUGGUUCUCAUGGCACGAAAAUCAUCAUAUACAAUUUAUGGCUUGACGAUGACGGUAAUAUGGAGCUUGAUUUUGAGUCAGAUCCUGAGGACAUCUGUAUUACAUGGGAUGGUAAAAGCAAAGCAAAAGAAGGUUCUCGUAAGGCAGCAACUGAUCAACACAUUGCUAAUCGCCUCUGUUGUUCUCUCCGUACGUACCUAUCGGUUUUGUACUUAAAAUUACCAGACACUUUUGCAAUGGUAUUGCGAGCCAAAGUAGUUCUUUAUCAUAAUAUUGCUACAGACCUGAAGCACCCAGAAUUUAUCAUGUAUAAACCCCAUAGUGACGGACGUGCUGAGGGUUUGGUGGUUACAACGAUAGGGUUUGACAAGAAUGCCCCAAAUGUAAACGUUCACGGUUUUAACAUCUACCACAAAAACCGGUUGAUACUGCCAUUUCAACAAGUUGUAGUUACGGCUUGUAGCCGAGGCAGAGGCGUUAUUGGUGUUCUUGAAGCAGAUUUUAUUGAACCAACUCACAAUAAACAAGAUUUCGAGAAAACUUCUCUUUUCCAAAAACUCAUGACCCGUCUGAAAGAAAUGACAUUGGAAUACUGGGAUUAUCAUUGUGAGCUGAUCGGGUAUCAACAAGGGCCUCAAUUCAGGAAAAAAGCUCGGGCCCAGUCCGUUGCACAGGAUUCGUCUAAUUCUAUCCAUCAGCACGUUGAAGGUCAAUCUGGUCAACCUAUUUCUAGGAAAGGUUCUUCUGAUGGUGGGCCCACUCAAAGAGCACCGUUUAUAGCUACAGUAAACAGCAAGGCUGCUCUCUAUUCUAGUUCCUCGUUUUAUAAACCAGUGGAACUAAAACAAAGCUUCCCGCCAGGUUACAAAGAAGGGUCAAAUUUAAAAAGGAAAUUGAGCGAUGAGUCUCAAAGUUUUCAGCCGAAGGCCAAGAUGGGGACCAGCGCGACUGAUUUGGGAAAUAAUGGUGGGAUGACAAACGUGAUGGAUGAAAACAAAAGGCUCAAAACCCGAUGCUUGGAGUUUGAGAAGGCAGAAGAAGAACUUAAGCACAAGGUUGAGCGGCUUAAAAGGGAACUGGGAGAUGCGAAAGCGGAGUAUGAUCGAUUGUUGACUGACUUGCAGGACCUGGAGGUUGUAAAGUGGGAAAAGAUUUGAUUUUUUGAACCGGGUAUUGUUGCACUUUGCCACCUGAUGACGUUCGAUCAUUAAGGUUCAUGCGUUGAGCAAACAGGAGUUCAACCAUGACAGGCAUUUUUUUGAUAGUUUUGACCGUUAUUUAGAAAACAACCAUGCGUUCACAUUCAAACCA